GCAUCUGAUCACGUUUACGAAUCGAAAGCACUCGAUGCAAAGAUCAGUGGUGUUAUAAAGAGCACGGAUGGAAGCGGAUUCAUUGUGAAAGUGAAGUCUGGAGCUGGUGAGCGUGAUGUAUCUGUUGCCUCAAAUGGUGCCUUUUCGUUCCAUGAGCCGUUGACCUCAAGUGGAGACGUAAUUAUCACACCUCACUCUGGCACCCAUCUGUUUGACCCUUCAAGUUUCUCGCUGAGAUUCAGGGGAGAUUGUGCCGAAAAUGUGGUGCAGUUCGUUGCUACUAAAGGAAUAUUUAUCGAUGGAUCGAUUAUUCCGGCUGUGGCUGGUGUG
Molecule: messenger RNA, 330 nt
Organism: Cooperia oncophora
Lineage: Eukaryota; Metazoa; Nematoda; Chromadorea; Rhabditida; Trichostrongylidae
Source: the annotation of a GenBank genome assembly